AUGUCGUUAAAGGAAGAAUUGACUAAACUUAAGACUAGCAGGAGAGUAGCAAAGGCUAGUAUUACUCGCAUUGAAAAGUUUAUGAAAGAUAUGGAUAGUAAUACAGUCGAUCUCGAUGAGUUAAAGCUGAAGGUAGAGAGACUAGAGGAACUGUGGCAAUCUUUAUUAGAGAUCCAAAUAAAUAUAGCGGUAUACGAUAGUGAAAGCACAGAUGAACAAGUCGAUUUAGAAAUAGCUACUUUGGAAGAAAAAUAUAUGCAUUUAAAAUUAAUAGCAAGUAGAACAAUGGAACGGCGAGUAAGACCAGCUUCCGUUACUAGUAAUAUUGAGCAGGCAUCGGAAAUAGUUAAUUCUUCUCGAGUAGGAACUCGUGAAAAUCUAGUUAGAUUGCCAAAAAUCGAUUUACCGUCUUUUUCGGGAGCGUAUGAAGAUUGGCAUCCCUUUUUCGAUAUAUUUAAUUCAUUAAUACAUUCUAAUAAUUCGUUGGGAGACAUUCAAAAGUUCCACUAUUUAAAAUCAGCAUUAAAGGGAGAGGCAGCCGAGACUAUAGCCUCAAUAGAAAUCUCCGGGCUUAACUAUGCAGAUGCCUGGUCAAGGUUAAGAGAGCGAUAUGAGAACGAACGCUUAGCGGUUCAGAAUCAUAUAAAGGCUAUUUUUGAAUUACCAAUAUUGAGAAAGGAAAAUUGCGUAGUUUUAAGAAAUAUACUUGAUGGUGUUUUAAAACACACCAGGGCAUUACAAGCUUUAAGGCGUCCUACAGCUCAAUGGGACGACUUACUGAUACAUAUUAUAACUGGUAAACUUGAUUUUAUAACUAUUAAGGAGUGGGAAAAUAGUUUGGAGACUAGAGAAUUACCCACAUUUCAAGAAUUUGUAGAAUUCCUAAAAAGAAGAUGUCAAACUCUCGAGGCCGUAGCCAGGAGAACACAACUUACCAUUUCAAACGUUAAUUCAAGACCAAUUAUCAAUGCAAAGGUAACGACAUCCCAUGCGGCGGUAGUCAACGCAAAAUGCGUGCAUUGUAAAGGGGAUCACCAAAUCUAUCAAUGCAAAUCUUUUAAAGAGCUUUCAGUAACAGAACGAUUAAGUAAAGUUAAAGCUCUGAAUUUAUGUUUAAAUUGUUUAAGAGGUAAACACAUAGCUAAGGACUGUAAUUUUAGUCAUUGCAGAAAAUGUUCUAAAAAACAUAGCACGCUAUUACACGAGGAUCGUACGCUUUCAAAGGAUAACAAGGAAAAUAUAGAGAACGUAAAAACCGAAUCAGAAACAAGCAAAACGAUUAACUCUGUAUGCGCUUAUUCUCAAUUCAAAGAAGUAUCUGAUAUUAAUCAGAUACUACUAGCUACUGCCAUAAUUAGGGUUCAAAAUCAAAAUGGUCAUUAUGUGGGGAGAGCGUUGUUAGACAACGGAUCUCAAUCAAGUUUUAUAACAGAGGAUUUAUUUAAAAAAUUGAACUUGACGGCAAAAGAAAAUCGGGUAGAAAUCAAUGGAGUUAAUUCAGUUGUAUCUCAUGCUACAAAAACGGCAAAUAUAAAAAUAACUUCGCGCUUCGGUACCUUCGGCACGGAAGUACAAUGCAUAGUAUUACCGAAUAUUACAAAAAGAUUACCAGAGGCAGGAUUCAAUGUAGCUAGGUUGAAUAUACCGUCAAAUAUUAAACUAGCCGACCCACAGUUCAAUAUUCCCAAUGAAAUAGACAUAGGAGCGGAUAGAAUUUGGGAGCUAAUAUGUGUCAGUCAAAUAAGAUUGGGAAAUAAAUUGCCGGUGUUACAAAAAACAUUAUUAGGCUGGAUAGUGGCGGGUCCUCUAGGUAUUACGGGGUUAGAACAAAGAACACAAACGCAAUGUAAUUUAAGCAAAAUAGAACAGUUAAACGAUACUAUGCAUAAAUUUUGGGAAAUCGAAAGAUAUAAGCAGGAAAAUAUAACUUGUCUGAGCAGGGAAGAAGAUUAUUGCGAAAAGUUGUUUAGAGAAACUUAUAAGCGCCAAGCGGACGGUAGAUUUGUAGUAAAAUUGCCCGUCAAGGAAGAGGCCUUAGCGGUAUUAAAAGAUUCAAGAGAAAUAGCCUUAAAAAGAUUUCUAAGUUUAGAAAGAAAGCUGGCAAGAGAAUCAGAGUUAAAGGUAGAAUAUGUUAAAUUUAUGAGAGAAUACUUAAAGCUAGGACAUAUGAGACACAAGAUAAGUACGCAAGGGAGCGAAAAUCGAAUCUUCCUACCACAUCAUGCGGUAGUAAAGGAAGACAGCGUAACUACCAAAACUAGAGUCGUUUUUGAUGCAUCGAGCAAAGGGAGUGCAGGUGGAUCGUUGAACGAUGCUCUUUAUAAAGGACCCAUCUUACAACAGGAUUUAUUUGCAUUAAUAAUACGAUUUCGAUGUUUUAAAUACGUCUUAUGCGCGGAUAUUUCUAAAAUGUAUAGACAAAUUUUGAUACACGAGGAACAAACUCCAUUACAGAGCAUUUUGUGGCGGGAAGAUUCGGAAUCUGAAAUAGAAGAGUUUGAGCUAUUAACAGUAACUUAUGGGACCAAGCCAGCUUCCUUUUUAGCAGUCAGAUGUUUACAUCAACUCGCAGAACUAGAAAAGAAAAAUUUUCUCAAGGCUGCGGAAGUGAUAACCAGAGAUUUCUACAUGGAUGAUUUGCUAAGAGGAGGAAAUACAGUUCAAGAAAUACGAGAUCUAAAGGUAGAAUUAAUAGAAGUAUUAGCAAAAGGCGGUUUUGAAUUGCAUAAAUGGAAUACUAAUGUAAAGAACAUGGAAAAUGAUAGGCAAAGUAACAAGGCAGUAGACAUCAGUAAAGUAGAAGGUUCUAAGUUAUUGGGGAUACUGUGGGAACCCCACAAAGAUACAUUCCAUUAUCAAGUGGAAACGAGGGAUUGCGAUGCACGUGUAACUAAGCGAGCUAUUUUAUCACAAAUCUGGUUGGACUGGGACGAAUCAGUCCCAAUGGACAUACACGAAGCAUGGAGCAAAAUGAGAGCUCAAUUACAUUUACUUAAUACCUUAAGAAUUCCUAGGCUAAUAUUGUCAGUUUUGGCAUGGAUAAAAUCGGAUUCGCGGAAAUGGCAAACUUUUGUGGCAAAUAGGGUUAGCGAGAUACACGAUAAUUCUUCACUUUCCGAGUGGCAUUAUGUAAAGUCACAAGAAAAUCCCGCUGAUUUAGUCUCCCGGGGGAGGACAUCGGAGCAAUUAAUACAAGAGAAAUUAUGGUGGAAAGGACCUGAUUGGCUAAAAAUAAACAGUAAGGCCUGGCCUGAAGAAAGUGAGGAGUUGUCGUCUAAGGACGUUCCUGAAGGACGUAAACAAGCAGUGAUAGCGAUAGCUGUAAAGAAAGAAACAAUUAUAGACUGUCAAAGAUACUCGACGUUAAAUAAGUUAUUGCACGUGGUGCAGCUUAUGUAUUAA
Trachymyrmex cornetzi is the source of this 3402-nucleotide messenger RNA. RefSeq lists its product as uncharacterized. Lineage: Eukaryota; Metazoa; Arthropoda; Insecta; Hymenoptera; Formicidae. The record is from RefSeq and is a predicted model, not a curated record. The transcript is spliced from 3 exons. Bases 1 to 3402 code for a protein of 1133 amino acids.